AAAUUUCAUGCAAAUUAAAAAAUAAAUUUCUAUACGACUUUUUACAAUUUAUAACAAAAAAAUGAAUCAAAGUGACUUGCAGCACAAUGAUCUCCUCGACUCACCAAUUCGUGGCCCAACUCUAUCCACAAGUACAUCCAGUUUUGAAGCUUUAGAUCCACAUGACCCAAAUCUUAGUAAAUUAGCUACAAAAAUGUUUAGAAAAACCGAAGAAUACAUAACAAAUGAAUUAAAUGCUCCUCUCGAGGAUUAUAAACUUUUAGAAGACAUGAAUAAAGCAACAAUAUCAAAAUACUCUGAAAUGAGACAUGUUGCUGAGGGUCUUAAUUCAUCAACAAAUGAAUUAAAUGAUAAAUUCCAACAACUUAUUCCAUUAAUGCAACAAAUUCAUGAAAUAUCCGAUACUGUCGAUAAAUUGGAAGCAGCUGCUUAUAAACUAGAUGCUUACAGCGUUGCGCUAGAAAAUCGUGUCAAAUCUGUGCUUCAAAGGAAAACUCAAUAAAAUUAAUAAAACAAAAUCAUUUCUUUAUUAUUUA
Molecule: messenger RNA, 536 nt
Organism: Episyrphus balteatus (marmalade hoverfly)
Lineage: Eukaryota; Metazoa; Arthropoda; Insecta; Diptera; Syrphidae
Gene: Blos2
Product: biogenesis of lysosome-related organelles complex 1 subunit 2
Exons: 2
Coding region: 62-502 (146 amino acids)
Biological process (GO): endosomal transport; lysosome localization
Cellular component (GO): gamma-tubulin complex; BORC complex; BLOC-1 complex
Molecular function (GO): gamma-tubulin binding
Source: RefSeq, a predicted model, not a curated record